AUGGAUUGGCUCGUGAAGCACUGGUUCUUGCGUCUAUUGGCGAAUGUCUAUGGGCUCUUCGUGCUCGGCAUGUUUGUCGUGCUGGCGACUAUGGAUGGAAGCUUCUUGAGACGGCCGAAUGAAAAAGACAAGGAACUCUUGAAACACGUUCAACAAAAGUAUUGGAGUCUCGAUAAUAAGCCGUUUGGGGCCACACAUCAAUUCUUUAAGCUGCGUAACGGUAAAAGGCUCCAUUAUGUUGAGAAAAUCCCUUCUUCUGCUGCUGGUAAAAAGAACCUUAUAGUUUUCAUCCAUGGAUUCCCUGACUCAUACGCCGUUUGGAGAAAGCAGAUUGCGUCUCCCCAACUCUCCAAGGACUCUAUUCUGGUUGCGCCGGAUCUUCCUUGUUAUGGGGGCAGCGAUGAAUUUCCAAGUAUGAGCGCAGAGCCUGUAUUAGAAGCAUUGUCCGAGUUCAUUCUUGGCAUGAGAGAGAAAUACUUUAUUGACAGCGAUCCUGAGCGAGUCAUCAUCGUGACCCACGAUUGGGGGUCAGUUAUUGGCUUCAGACUCGCAGCCGAAGCUCCUCAAUUAGCGGACAGAUUCAUUAUAUGCAGUGUCUUACAUCCGACGCUUUCCAUAGCAAAUAUCACUAAUCGCAUCCAAACCUCCCGCCGCCUAUUCUCAACAUUUCUUAAAUCACCUGGUCGCAAUCUGCGCUUGCUCCGGACCGCUCUCAGUAAUCUCGCCCCGCUCGGCACGCAACUCGAGCGUUCUGGCUAUAUCUUUGCUUUCAACCUACCGUUGCCGAUAACCGCGUGGAUCGGUCGUAUGGGUGACAGUUGGUUUCUGCGCCUAAUGCAUCGCCUCGCCUUUACAGGCAAGGACAACCUACGCAGUAGCUACACGCCACUUAUUACCCCCGAAUUUAGUGCCGAAGCUAUGGCUUGCAGCCUAGGGCCCGGCCUAGGACAGUGUACUGGAUAUGCUGAAGAUUAUGGGUAUCCUGCGGACGUUGCGCGCCGGGUACCUGAAGGAGGCUGGAAUACGAAGCUGCGUAUUUACCGCCAUGGCUUACCCAAUAAGCGCUGGGAGAAGAGUCUCGAGACCAUUGUAGCGCUGAACCAGCUUGAUGGCGAAGGUUCGAGAGGUCCCAAUUGUAAGACGUCCGAGAAUAUUACUGGACGCCGUCGGUCGUCGUCGAAUGCUGGCAGGCUCUUCGACUCGGCGCCGAAGGGUGCACUGAAGGCUCCCGCGACAAUCGUGUAUGGACUUCAGGAUCCGGCUUUUGAUCCGUCAGUCGCUCUAGAGGGCAUGAAGGAGUAUCUUUCACGGGAUAGUCAAGUUGUGGUGAUUGACAACGCUGGGCACUGGGUUGGGGUCGAGGACCGCAGCAGUCGGACGCUCGAAGGUAUUGUUAGUGGAUUUCUCAAAAGUGAUGAAGAUGGGAUCAAUGGUUUGAGAGGCUUGGAUGCGGCGAGUGGUGCUAGAGUCACGGUUGAUGUCUAA
Messenger RNA from Pseudovirgaria hyperparasitica, 1485 nucleotides. Its product is annotated as alpha/beta hydrolase. Gene Ontology annotation, molecular function: hydrolase activity. Lineage: Eukaryota; Fungi; Ascomycota; Dothideomycetes; Acrospermales; Acrospermaceae. The record is from RefSeq and is a predicted model, not a curated record. The transcript is spliced from 5 exons. The coding region runs from base 1 to 1485 and encodes 494 amino acids.